Molecule: messenger RNA, 1425 nt
Organism: Indicator indicator
Lineage: Eukaryota; Metazoa; Chordata; Aves; Piciformes; Indicatoridae
Gene: ERO1B
Product: endoplasmic reticulum oxidoreductase 1 beta
Exons: 16
Coding region: 1-1401 (466 amino acids)
Biological process (GO): protein folding in endoplasmic reticulum
Cellular component (GO): endoplasmic reticulum; endoplasmic reticulum membrane
Molecular function (GO): FAD binding; thiol oxidase activity; protein-disulfide reductase activity
Source: RefSeq, a predicted model, not a curated record
AUGAGCGGUGGCGAUGCCGACCGGAGCACAGCGGCGAGGACACGCUUGGCGACGCAGCUGCUGGCGGUGCUCAUCUGCGUCCUGACAGCGAAGGCCCAGCUCACAGGAGUCCUAGAUGAUUGUUUGUGUGACAUAGAAAGCAUCGAUGACUUCAAUACUUUCAAGAUCUUCCCCAAAAUACAGAAACUGCAAGAACGUGAUUACUUCAGAUAUUACAAGGUCAACCUGAAGAGACCAUGCCCAUUUUGGGCUGAUGAUGGCCAUUGUUCUAUCAAAGAUUGUCAUGUAGAGCCUUGUCCUGAGAGCAAAAUACCUGUUGGAAUUAAGGCUGGGAGCUCUAAUAAAUAUUCAAAGGCAGCAAAUAAUUCCAAAGAACUGGAAGACUGUGAGCAAGCUAACAAACUGGGAGCAGUUAACAGUACUUUAAGUAACCAAAGUAAGGAGGCUUUCAUUGACUGGGCAAGACAUGAUGAUUCACAGGAUCAUUUUUGUGAACUUGAUGAUGAGAGAUCUCCAGAUGCACAGUAUGUGGAUUUGCUGCUGAAUCCAGAACGUUACACUGGAUACAAGGGGCCUUCUGCUUGGAGAGUGUGGAACAGCAUCUAUGAGGAAAACUGCUUCAAGCCUCGGUCUGUCUAUCGUCCCUUAAAUCCACUGGCACCUAGCAGGGGAGGCGAUGAUGGAGAAUCUUUCUACACAUGGCUAGAAGGUCUUUGCCUUGAGAAAAGAGUGUUUUAUAAACUCAUUUCUGGACUUCACGCUAGCAUCAACUUGCAUCUUUGUGCAAAUUAUCUUCUUGAAGAAACCUGGGGGAAGCCUCGCUGGGGACCGAAUGUGAAAGAGUUCACUCGCCGCUUUGAUCCUGCUGAAACAAAAGGAGAAGGACCAAGGAGGCUGAAAAAUUUGUAUUUCUUAUAUUUGAUAGAGCUGCGUGCUUUGUCAAAGGUUGCACCAUACUUUGAACGUUCAGUUGUUGACCUUUACACUGGAAAUGGCCAUGAGGAUGCUGAAUCUAAAGCCCUCUUACUAGAUAUCUUCAGGGAUACAAAGUCCUUCCAUAUGCACUUUGAUGAAAAGUCCAUGUUUGCUGGAGAUAAAAAAGGAGCCAAGUCAUUAAAGGAAGAAUUCAGACUGCAUUUCAAGAACAUAUCCCGCAUAAUGGAUUGUGUUGGAUGUGACAAAUGCAGGCUGUGGGGCAAACUGCAGACGCAGGGCUUAGGAACUGCUCUGAAGAUCUUGUUUUCUGAGAAGGAAAUACAGAGCCUUCCUGAGAAUAGCCCAUCAAAAGGUUUUCAGCUCACACGUCAAGAAAUAGUUGCUCUUGUAAAUGCCUUUGGAAGGCUUUCCACGAGUAUAAGAGAAUUGCAGAAUUUUAAAGUUUUAUUACAACAAACGAGGUAAUGAAGGCCUUUGCACAACCCAUUA